UUUGCUGGAUAAGAACAUGCACAUUGCAUAGUCAAGGCAACUAAGAAGCAUGUCUUAUUUUGUAUCUUCAGAUAGAGCCUUCUCUUCUACCUGCGAAACAGAAACCUCUCCAUCUCCGCGCCGGCGCCGGCAGCUCACGACCAGGGGUCCCGCCACUUCAGCUCUCGGGGGGUGCAAUUCCUCGCUCUGCCUCUGCCUCGAUCUCUCGCAGUCCCUGGGUCGUCCUUCUCGCUGUUUCUCUACAUUGUAUGCGUGCCAUGGACGUGUCUAAAGGUACCAAAGGAUGCGUUUUUCUGUGCCGGCCGUUGUCUGAAAUGGAAUUUUGUGUGUGCUUUCCCUGUGCUUCGCGCUAAUAAUCGUCGGGGUAGCACCACGACCACCGAAUAAACUGAUCAUGAUUAUAAAGCAUUAUUGUUUUCUCCUGCGACCUCGAAAACGACCCGACCAGCGGAGGGCGAUGUAACAAGUCGUGGACGAAUAACGAGCAGUGCCACACAUGAUGGAAAUUUCUCGCCCGACGCGGGAUCGCUCUCUGCUGCUUGGACGCAAUGGCUCCGUGGUGUGACUUCAUCGGUCGGGGAACUGGACGGCGUGGUUUGGUGCGACAGAAAAGUUUCCUAUCUGUAUCAUUCUACGUCCAUCACGGAAGGUCCGCAUGCCCGCAGGCGAUAAAAACACAAAGCAUCUACACGGACAGCACGGUAGAGACUGGUCGAAGCAGCUGCCUAUAGCCGUAGCGAUCAACUACCAGCGGCGACCUAGCUCAUCAGAACUUCGAUGGGCGGCGGAUCUCGAAGAUUCGGCGCCGGUGCCAAUGGUGAAUCACCAGGUGCUUUACCUCGGUAAAAAGCUAAAGAUUCGAAACCAGAGAACUGCGUCGAGGAUAGCUGCAGACACCGACACGAGAAGCACAGUUUCACAUCAUGCGAGUAGAACAAAUGAGAAGUAUGUUAAUUCGCCGUCAACGAGAACGUCAUCUUCUGCUGCAUCAGAAGGGUCAAGAAUUGUAGAAGUCCCAUCAAUUUGUCAUCUUCCAGUAGACAAGAUGAAGAACAUGCUAUCGAGGACAUCAAAGACAAAGCUGAUGCUGCGCGUUAAAACCCCAUUGAAAAUGGCCUCGGAAACAUCGCUGCUUUUGGCAACUUUCGUCUUCACAAACAUUCCAUAGAGUUCGAGACGCGGGCUGACGCGGUAGCAUUUGCCCAGACGCGGCUGUGUCAUUGGGUCCACGCGAAGAGGACUGGAAAGUCGACAUGUGCACAUCGCCAGAAUGGGGUGUGGUCUCGGCUUUCAUCAAAGAACACGGCUAUUGGAGUGACUGUCCUGAAUUAUCCGAAGCGUGGAAGACAAGAAUAUUCUCUGCUGAUAAUAAAGCAAGAGUGGGCCGUCGUCGUCGUCGUCGUCAUACGGAAGACGAGAUGCAGCCGCGGACGGCGAAAGUGUACAUGGGCGUCGGUGGUAAUCUUGGCGAGUGCGUUGCCCACAUGCUCACCGCAAUUGCGGAAUUAGAGGGGGUGCUCGAAUUUGAACCUCAUCCGGUAAACCUGUUCCGCAUGACGUCGACAGUGCUACGCAUGCCUUACGAAUUUCGACGAAAAGUUGUGGUCUUUCCAGUCGGAAUGGGUCGGACCGCUAAUGUCCGUUCUCGCAUCGACUAACGAGGGAAAUGGCGCGGUGGUAAAUUACGACGACGAGGAUGACGACGAGAGGCUAGAGAAACAGUGCAGUGAAACUGAUGAC
Molecule: messenger RNA, 1740 nt
Organism: Amoebophrya sp. A25
Lineage: Eukaryota; Dinophyceae; Syndiniales; Amoebophryaceae
Source: the annotation of a GenBank genome assembly